AUGUCUGUAGAGAACUGUAAAUCUUCGUUAUCUAUUAUCAAAGAGUACGGUUCCAGUACGGAAGAAAGUGAUUGUGAAGAAAAUAGCAAACCAGUCCCUAAAAAAACCAAGCUUAACUUGCCAAAUUUAAGUAAUGUUCCAGUAGUAACCUCAGAACUUUAUUUGGAUGAGCCCGAAAGUCACAAUGGUAGAAUAAGAUCUUUUCCUCAUGUUAGAGGAAAUUGGGCAUCCUUUGUUUAUAUUAAAUAUCCUAAAGAAGACAUUCUCCAAAAAUUUAUUAAUAAAAUUGAGUGUACAAUAAACAGAGAUCUGAAAGAAUUUUGCCAUAGACAAGAAGAUUUUCACAUUAGUUUAUCUAAAACUGUGGUUUUGCAAUAUCAUUUAAUCAAACCAUUUAGCAAAUCACUACAGGAAGUUUUCACUGACGUUGAAGGAUUUGAGUUAGAAUUUUCCUCUGUGAAGAUUUAUUGUAACGAAAACAAAACAAGAACAUUUAUUGCUCUUGAAGUGGAUUAUUACGCGAAGAAAUCUUUAUUGCAGCUUUGCCAGAAAGUGGACCUAGUGUUAAAAGAAUUUAAGCUACCUUUGUUUUAUGAGAAUCCAUCAUUUCAUGCAAGUAUAUUGUGGUUCAUUGGAGAUAGAAAAAAUGAACUCACUAGUUACUUAGAAAAAUUUAACGUCUUAUUACGAGAGGAAGUUGUAAAUUCGUUGCAACCGGUUUUUGUAGAUACUUUGAAUUGUAAAAUUGGUAAUAAAUAUUACCAAUAUUCUUUAAAUUAG
Diatraea saccharalis (sugarcane borer) is the source of this 780-nucleotide messenger RNA. Lineage: Eukaryota; Metazoa; Arthropoda; Insecta; Lepidoptera; Crambidae. The record is from the annotation of a GenBank genome assembly.